Seriola aureovittata is the source of this 4276-nucleotide messenger RNA. It is a transcript of the gene acox3, whose product is annotated as acyl-CoA oxidase 3, pristanoyl. Gene Ontology annotation, cellular component: peroxisome. The record is from RefSeq and is a predicted model, not a curated record. The coding region runs from base 250 to 2328 and encodes 692 amino acids. The transcript is spliced from 20 exons. Gene Ontology annotation, biological process: fatty acid beta-oxidation using acyl-CoA oxidase; lipid homeostasis. Gene Ontology annotation, molecular function: FAD binding; fatty acid binding; pristanoyl-CoA oxidase activity. NCBI's taxonomy places the organism in Eukaryota, Metazoa, Chordata, Actinopteri, Carangiformes, Carangidae.
AAACACAAACAAGUUCGAUGUUUUACAGAGACACAAUCCUACUUGCUUUUUUCCUUAAGUUUCUGUCAAGAUAUUUUCAGUUGCACACAUUUUAUUUUUAUUUUAUCUUUUUUUAAUGGAUUAUGAGGUCAUCCCGACAACUGAGGAAGAAGAGGGACAACGACAGUAGCAGGGAAAGUUAACGUCGAGGUAAAGGAGACCAAAGUGCCUUAGGACCCUGCAUGGAAACUUCUUCAGUCUGAACACAAGAUGGACCAUGAAGUGGCUGACCUCCCCUCCGGCCCCCUGGAUAUCUACAGGAAGAAAGCCUCUUUCAACUGGAAGGACAUGCUUCUCUUCCUAGAUGGAGAGGAAAUACUGGCAUUCAAGCACCAUGUGUACAGGACUCUGGAGAACGAUCCUCUGUUUGCCCGUCGGCCCGGUGAAGACGUCCCCAUGGAGAAGAUGAGGGAGCUGACCUUCCUCAGGGUGAAGCAGCUCUUCCGCUACGACUUCAUUACAAAAGAGGAGACGAUGGCGAACCCCUGGAAGACCGUGGUCCUCAGUGACUGUCUGGGCAUGUACGACUGGGCCAUGUCCGCCAAGUUCUUCCUCAACAAAGGGAUGUUUGGAGCAACUGUUGCCAACUCAGGAUCAGGGAGACACAGCAGAUACGUAGAGAACACUGAAGACAUGACGACGUUUGGCUGCUUCGCACUGACUGAACUGAGUCAUGGCAGCAACACCAGAGCCAUGAGGACCACAGCCACGUACGACCCCUCCACCCAGGAGUUUGUGAUCCACUCUCCAGACUUCGAGGCUGCCAAGUUCUGGGUGGGGAAUCUCGGUAAGACGGCCACGCACGCUGUGGUGUUCGCUCAGCUCUACACACCCGACCGAGUCUGCCACGGCUUGCACUCCUUCAUUGUCCCGGUGAGAGACCCUAAGACCCUGCUGGCUCUGCCAGGUGUGCUGGUGGGAGACAUAGGGAAGAAGCUGGGCCAGAACGGACUGGAUAAUGGGUUUGCUUUGUUCCACAAUGUGAGGAUCCCCCGGGAGAAUCUGCUGAAUAAGACAGGAGAUGUUACCGCUGACGGACGCUACCUGACUCCAUUCAAGGACCCCAACAAGCGUUUUGGGGCCUCUCUGGGGGCCCUGUCAGGGGGCAGGGUGUCCAUCACCAGGAUGGCUCUGAUCAACCUGAAGCUGGCUCUGGUUGUGGCCAUCCGCUUCUCAGCCACCAGGAGACAGUUUGGACCCAAAGACACAGAGGAGAUCCCUGUUUUGGAGUACCAGCUACAGCAAUGGCGUCUGAUCCCGUACCUGGCUGCAGCGUACGCUCUUGAACGCUUCUCCAAAGACAUCUUCAUGAACUUUGUGGAGUUCCAGAUCGGACAGAUAAUGAGAGACAACAGUGACAGACAGGCAGAGAUGGGUAAAGAGAUCCAUGCAAUAGGCUGCUCCAGUAAACCACUGGGGUCCUGGACAGCUCAGAGGGGGAUCCAGGAGUGCAGGGAGGCCUGUGGAGGACAUGGAUACCUGGCCAUGAACCGGCUCGGUAACCUGCGUGACGACAAUGAUCCUAACUGCACAUAUGAAGGAGACAACAACGUGCUGCUGCAGCAGACCAGCAACUACCUGCUGAGCUGGCUCCAGGCCAAGCUGCACGACGGGGUGCGGAUCGAGUCUCCUCUUCACACUGUGGAUUUCCUGGAUGAUUUCCGCAGGAUCCUGGGAACCAAGUUCAAAGCAACGUCUAUGGAGGAGUGUAUGGACUCUGCAGUGCCUCUGGCAGCCUAUAAGUGGCUGGUGUGUUUCCUGUUGGUGGAGAGUCAGAAGAGGCUGCAGCAGCAGAGAGCCUCAGGCAAGGGGGAGUUUGAGGCUCGCAACAACAGCCAGGUGUACUACUGCCGGUCCCUGGCCAUCGCCUACAUCGAACACGACUGCCUCCGGAGGUUUCAUGAGCAGACGACAGAUGAGGAUACACCAGCUGGUCUCAGACCAGUGCUCAGGAAGCUGUGUGCCCUGUAUGGUCUGUGGAGCCUCAGCAGCCACAUGGCCACACUGUACCAGGGUAAUUACCUGAGUGGGCGGGAACCUGCGGAGCUGGUCCAGAUGUCCAUUCUCUCUCUCUGCUCACAGCUGAAAGAUGAUGCUGUCUCACUGGUGGAUGUUCUUGCACCCACUGACUUCAUGCUCAACUCACCUGUUGGCUGUGCUGAUGGACAGCUGUACAAGAACCUGUGGUCGACGGUGAUGCAGGGCAGCCAGGUGCUGGACCGGCCCUCCUGGUGGAAAGAGUUCUGCUCAGACAAACCUGCGGUUGGAUCCCUGCGUCCAAAACUCUAGAACGCAGAAUCUCUGCAGGAGAACCAGGAUCCGGGUCCACAGUCUCUGCAUCACCUCAGAAACUGAGCAAACACAUGAAAAUGCCACUUCCAUGUGUUCACUACUUUUUGCCAAAACAGUGUCACACUACAGAAUGGUGAUUGUUGUUUGUUAAACCCUGUCAUGUCUUUAUUAUAAAGGGACUAAUAACAUACCUGAGCAGCUUAGAAACUCUGGUCAGUUUAGAGCUGAAACUAUUAAUCAAUUAGUUGAUCACUCAAUUGACAGAAUAUUAAUCAGCAACUAUUUUUAUUAUGAAUUAAUCGAUUACAUCAUUUUUCAAGGAGAAGUUUCAGCUGCACACAUGACUGGCUCAAAAAUCAUUUUUGUGAUGUGGCCUCUGUAGACCUUUUUUAAUGUUUAUCUGAUGUAAAUGUGACAAUACAGAGUCAUAUCAGAUGGUUGUCACCCUUGUAGUUUUACAGCUGGUUCUUUUGUAAUGAUUGUGUAUGUGAAGAAGAGCCUGCAGCUCUGAUUGUAGUUACUACACCAACAUGACCUCACAGCUUCAACAGCACCUUUGUUUUCUCAGCUGUCAAUUAAACAUGUCCCCCCCCCCCCCCACACACACACACACACACUCUCCACGCAGAGAAGUUUCUGAUCCUCAAACACUUUGAUUCUUCCUUCCAGUGAUAAACAUACACUAACCCCUUGAUUUCAGCUGUAAUGUGUGUCAGUCACUGACAGUCAGGAUCUUCUCUCUGAUCAUGUGGAUUAUAUGUGUCAAUAGUGACCUUUUUUUGUUCUUGAUAAUCAAUAAUGUUGUUUUACAGCAGGAGGGACUCGGGAAGUAAUAAAGCAUUUCCUUGAUUUCAUUUUUUAACAGGCAUGAGAAAUAGGAGUUGUAAAUAAAUGAAUAUAUGAAUAUAAAUCUUUAAAUAAACAAUUAAUUAAUCAAUAAAUACUUCAGAUAUAAAAAUGGAUUUACAAAAACAGCAUAAAACUCUUAUUAAAUAAACCAUUUAUAAAUAUAUUUAUUAAUUCACGAAUAAAUUGUAGAAUUUGAAAAACUCUGAAAAGGCAUUUUAAAAAUGGGAAUAAAUUCCUGGAUUCCUUCCUUAAUUUCCAUUUCCUUUUUCCAGCUCUUUCCUUUCAUUUAGCUUCUCCUUUCAGCCUCUCUGGUAAAACCCACUGGUUAGCUCUCCAACCAAUCAGAGAGCUUAUUACAUCCCGCGGCCAUUUUCAAAUCUGAAGUAUUUAUUGAUGGAUUAAUUGUUCAUUUAUGAAUUCUUUUUACAAUUCCUAAUGCCUAUUAAAAUAUGAAACUAAGGAAAUGCUGUAUUACUUUUCCUGUGACAUCCCUGGUUCUCUACAGGGAAACGUGGGUAGAACAUCAGCUCCUCCACUGUGUGGUGCUGAAGUUACACACCUGAACACCGGGACACAAAUUGUUCUUAUAACAUGAAUGUGUGUGUGUUUAUUUCUCAGUGUGACCCUGCUGUUGAUUUAUUGUUUGCGCAAUUUUUAUGUACACAUUCACAAUUUUUUUUUUUUUACUUUUUUGUUUUUUUUCACAGGUACAAUUAUACAAACACACACUUUAAUCUUUUACCUUCUUCAGCCUGUAUCAGGGAAUCUGAAAAGAAAGUGUGAUUUUUAGAUGACGAAUGUGAAAUGUAUCAUAAUAGAUGUAGUUUAAUGACUCUGAAAAUUGUGUUUUACUGUAGAUGAUGUACAGUUAUCAAACACUGGGUGAAUGACAUGUUAAAUGAUGCUGCAGAGGCAGUUUCAUCAGAGUGCUGUGGCCUCAGUGGUCCAUCAAUAAUCCCUGUUUAUCAUCUCCACUAGUCCCACUGCUAGUUACUAAUUAUCCGAACAUUUGUGUAAAGAAUGAUCAUACAUAUUGAAAGGUGGUGUCUUGAUGCAGUUAUAAUACACAUAUUAAAUAAAUUUACUUAUAUAACUA